UUAUGACACUGAGUGAUAGAUUCUUAUGUCUGUGGAUUACCUUGUGCUGAACAAGAACAGAGAUAACUUUUCCAUGUGUUAUAAUCUGCACACUCUAAUUUAGAUCUGGACUCUAGAUCUAGAUCUUUUUUGUUUAUUCCAGAGACACUAGAGUCUAAUCUAGAUUUAAAUUAGAAUGAGUUCAUUACCACAAAUCAGAGUUCUGACACUAAAUCAGGAUGAGAACAAUCAGUAUAAGCUCUAUAGAUUGGAGAAAGGUUGGAUUCUGCGCUUCGUGUUGGGACCCAGUUUGAUGGCAUCCAAUGUGAGACUGUUCUGUAACCAUCCAGACAACUUAAAUAGCUCUUACGACAGGAAGAAGUUUUAUGAAAUUCAUUGGAAAACUGUGACAGGCAUCAAGAGUGACAGGACGGACAUGAUCGCAGAUGUGAAGAUCAUCAUCCCAGGCUCCUUCAACUACUUCUUCACUAUUGACAAUUCAGUGAAGCAGGAGUCUAGCAAUGGUUCAGGCUAUUUCCUUGUGGACCCAACCUUGACAGCUGGUGAUGAGGAGAUUAACAUGGAUGCUAUUGUCUGUCAGAGUGUCAUCACCAAACUUCUAGGGCCAUUUAAAGAUUGGAUUCCUAGGCUACAGGUAGCUUAUGAAAGUGGCUAUAACAUGGUUCACUUUACUCCAGUCCAAGAGCUUGGUAUCUCUAACUCAGCCUACUCCAUUCGAGAUCAGCUUAAGUUCAGCCCAGUCUACAGCAAGGGAGAUACAAAACAACAUGAUUACUCAGAUUUGGAGAAGUUAGUGGACUACAUGAACAAGAACUGGAAGGUUAUGAGUCUCUCAGACUUGGUCUACAAUCAUACAGCUAAAGACAGUCCUUGGUUAUGGCAGCAUCCAGAGUGUGCAUUCAACCUUCAGAACUCUCCACACCUGAGGCCUGCUUAUGUAGUAGACAGGAUACUUGAACACUUUAGCCUGGAGGUCAGUAAAGGUCUGUGGGAGAAAGAUGGAAUUCCAGCUCAAGUCAACAGUGAAUAUCAUUUGAGUGCCAUUGGCCAUGCCCUGCAUCACAAAGUUUUCCCCCAGUACAGACUUCAUGAAUUUUUCUGCCUUGGUGUUGACAACAUUAUCAAAGAAUUUAAAAAGGCUAUUGAGAACAGCCCUAGCCCAGAUGACUAUACCGGUAAUGAAUUACACAUCAUUCAAGACCCAAACUAUCAUAGGUUCAAAUCAACAAUCGACAUGAACUUGGCUUUAAAGCUUUUCAACACUGAUAGCCCAAGAGUGAACUUUGGGCCUGGAGUGUUCUCAAGAGCUGAUCGAAUUGCUAAGUGCUGCGAAGCUCUGACUGAACACUUGAUUGUGCUGAAUGCCAACAAAGAGAGAGAGGUGCAGGACCACAUCAAGUGUGCCAUAGGAAACUUCAUCGCUAAUGCUAAGUGGCGCUUUGUCAACCCUGCUGGCCCGAAGAUCUCUCAAGUCACAGAAAAAGAACCACUGAUGCAUGGAUAUUUCAUCAUUCCCAAAGCACACGAAGGCAGUGUAGAGAAAGAGGAGAAGUUGUCCUACGAGGAACCAAGUCAUAUUAUGGCUUGCAAUGGAUGGGUAAUGGGAGAUGAUCCCUUAAGAAAUUUUGCUGAGCCAGGAGGUCGGCAGGUUUACUUGAGAAGAGAGUUGGUUGGCUGGGGAGACAGUGUGAAACUGAACUAUGGGAAGGAACCAAGGGAUUGUCCCUACCUGUGGCAAAGAAUGGAAGAUUAUACCAAGAUUUCUGCCAAGAUCUUUCAGGGUCUAAGGCUGGACAAUUGUCACAGUACACCCAUACAUGUUGCUGAGCACAUGUUGGAUGUGGCACGUAAAGUUCGUCCAAAUCUGUAUGUCAUUGCUGAACUUUUUACAGGAAGUGAACAUUUGGACAACUUGUUCAUGAACAGACUGGGAAUCAAUUCACUCAUCAGAGAGGCUCUUGUUGCCCAUGACUCUCAUGACCAAGGCCGGCUGGUUCACAGGUUUGGAGGUGACCCAGUCGGUGCAUUCAUCCAGCCCCGCAUCAAGCCCCUGGUGCCAUGUGUUGCCCAUGCCCUAUUUUACGACCAGACCCAUGACAAUGAGUGCCCCAUAGAGAAGCGGUCGGCUUGGGACCUUUGGCCAACUGGGGCCAUGGUGGCCAUUUCAAACUGUGCUAUUGGAAGUAACAGAGGCUAUGAUCAGAUGGUUCCCAUACAUAUCAAUGUAGUCACAGAAGAAAGACUUUACACCUCAUGGUCCACCCAUCCGAGUCCAGAGCCACCAUUCAUCAAUGGCACCUUUGGAAUCACUGCAGGGAAGAAGGCACUUAAUCGUCUUCACUAUUGGCUGGCCAGACAAGGCUAUUCUCAAGUCUAUGUUGACCAAGUGGACUACAAUACAGUGUCCAUCACUAGACACAAGCCACAGAGUCACGAAUCAGUUGUCUUGAUUGCCAGAACCUCUUUCUCUCACCCUGGCAACCCAUUGGAGCAAGGAUACAUCAAGAAUAUCAGUGUUCAAGGUAUGGUAGAUGAAAUAAUCCUGGAGGGGCGAUUGCACAAGUCCUCUCAGUUUGAGUACAAGCGUAAUAGUGACUACAUCAAUGGACUGCCUGACUAUUAUCUUCAACUGCGAGAGCACUUCCCUGUGCAUGAGAGUCAGGUGAUCAGAACCAGAAGUCUAGACGAUGGCCAGGCCACAGAGAUUUCUUUCUUCAACAUGACACCUGGAUCAGUUGUGGCGAUCAAGUGCUCUUUGCCAGAGGUAGCCAGGGGGGCUAUACUAGAAAUACGAAGAGGUCUCGGUCACUUUGGUUAUAUGCUGCGUUCAUAUAGUGGGAAUACAAUGUUCAGUGAUGCUGAGGACUCCAGCUUCCGUGGUAUCGUUUCUAAGCUGAACUUUGCUGACCUAAAUCGAUGCCUGUAUAGGAUAGAUCAGGAAGAGAGAGAUGACUGCUACGGGUUUGGUGCCUAUAAUGUACCCAACAGUGGUAACCUGGUCUACUGUGGAAUCAAAGGUGUAAUGUCUCUGUUGAGUGUCAUCAGACCAACAAAUGACCUUGGCCACCCCCUGUGCUGCAACUUGAGAGAUGGCAACUGGCUGCCAGAUUAUCUAGCCAAUCGUCUCAAAGUGCAUUCUGGUCUUGAAAACCUGGCCAAAUGGUUUCAGUCCAUAUUUAAACACUUGGAGAAGAUGCCUCGCUAUCUGAUUCCGUGCUACUUUGAUGCUAUUCUGACUGGGGCAGAUAUUGUUCUGUCUGAAGCAGCAAAAGAUCUGAUGUCUGAUUUUGUCAGAGAUGGUUCCAAUUUUGUAAAAAUGCUGAGCUUGACAGCUUACCAGCUUGUGGGCUACACUUGUCAAGCCAGGCUUCCAUUUCUGUCUCCAAAGCUUGUCCCUCGUCCAAGGCAGGAGUUUAACAAUAAAACAAAACAGUUGGAAGAGGCUGCGCUGUCUAUGUCUGCAGGUUUCCCACAUUUUGGUGGAGGUUACAUGAGAAACUGGGGAAGAGAUACAUUUAUCUCCCUUCGUGGUCUGUUGCUAGUCACUGGACAGUAUGAACUGGCCAGGCACAUAAUUUUAGGUUAUGCUGGAACACUCCGUCAUGGUCUGAUUCCCAACUUACUGAAUGAAGGAACAGGGGCAAGGUUCAAUGCCAGGGAUGCUGUGUGGUAUUGGCUGAUAGCCAUUAGAGACUUUUGCCAGCAGGUCAAGGAUGGAUAUAACAUUUUAAAGGAUCCUGUCAGUCGCUUGUUUCCAACAGACGAUUCUCCUUCUCUUAGACCUGGUGAACAUGAUCAGCCUUUAUAUGAAGUAAUGCAGGAAGCUUUGAAUCGACACGCACAGGGUGUUUCCUUCCGAGAGAGAAAUGCCGGAGUACAGAUAGAUGAUCAGAUGACAGAUCUAGGAUUCAAUGUCCAGGUAGGAAUAGAUUGGUCCACUGGUUUUGUGUUUGGUGGCAAUGAACACAACUGUGGAACAUGGAUGGACAAGAUGGGCAGCUCAGCUAAAGCUGGGAACAAAGGGAAACCAGCGACGCCAAGAGAUGGUUCAGCAGUAGAGCUAGUUGGCAUGUGUGCAGGAGUUGUGCAAUGGUUGGCCAGUGCCAAUGAGAAGAAAUUGUAUCCUUAUGAUGGGGUGGAAUGUCUUCAGAAUGGCAAGAAGGAGAAAGUAACCUAUAAAGCCUGGUUUGAGAAAAUCAAAGCCAACUUUGAGAAAUGUUAUUUCAUUGCUGAAAAGGCUGACCCAAACAAUGAGCCACGGCCAGAUCUUAUUAACAGAAGAGGCAUAUACAAAGACACACUGAACGCAUCAUUUUGCUGGACUGAUUAUCAACUCAGAUGUAACUUCCCAGUAGCCAUGAUGGCAUGUCCAGAUUUGUUCACAACAGAAAAAGCUUGGAAGGCACUGACCAUGGCAGAGAAAAUCUUGAUGGGUCCUCUAGGAAUGAAAACUUUAGAUCCUAGUGACUACAGCUACAGGGGAGACUACUUCAAUGACAAUGACACCACUGAUAUGUAUGUAGCCAAUGGCUGGAACUACCACCAAGGACCAGAAUGGGUCUGGCCGGUUGGAUUUUUCCUCAGAGCAAAGUUACAUUUCGCCCACAAGUUGGAGUCUAAAAAUCCUGGCAUUCUGAACCAAACUAAGCUGUAUAUCAAUUCUGUGCUCUGCAAACACUAUGAAGAAAUUUUAUCCAACCCAUGGAGAGGUUUACCAGAGUUGACCAACUCUAAUGGCCAGUACUGCCCAGGAAGCUGUCGAACACAAGCUUGGAGUUCUGCCACAAUCCUAGAGACAUUACAUGACAUGGCCAAACUAGAGGAAUGAGUUGGGUUUUAGAAACAAGACUUUCUAGUGAUAUUGGACUGGACCUGACUUUUUGCUGUGUUUCCUGUUCUGCCCAGUCUCCUGAAUCUUGUUUAAAUUUUGUCUGUAAACACUGGUAUUAGAGCUUUAACAUUGACUAGGUUUUAAAAAAUCAAAAUAAAUUUAGUUUUUCUUAGUUGUUUUGAUAAAACUCUAAGAAAGUUUUUUUAUACAUUAAUGUCUUUUAAUCAGCAUCUCAUCAUUGUGUUUCAUGAAAUAAAUUUUCUCCGAAUGUACUUUGCAAAAUAAUAUGACCCUAUUAGUUGCCAUAUAGCAGUGAGAUUUAUUGCUAGAUUUUUAACGUCACUGUUUACCAAACUAUGUGCCUGUGUGUGAUUGUCCUGACUGUAUUUGCUUGGACUCACUUCCUCCACACCGCUAGCAGUUGUCUGGAUUGCGGAUUAUGUUAACCUGUGUUUUUAGGGAUGGCUGUGCAAGAUGUGUGAAAAUGUGACUUUCAAUCCCUGCCCAUUCCAAAUGGUAGAUUUAUACAUUUGUACUGUUGUCUUUCUUAAUGCAUUAUAAAUUGAAUUAAUUUGUUGAAAAUACUUAAUCUAAUAACACAUAUGUUUAGAUAUUUAAGAACAAUGUCUUUUUUUUUUUAAUUCAUAUGUAUGUUAUGAGUGAAGUAAAAUAAUGUGAAUGAUUAGUGGUUGUUAAUCUACUUAGUAUGUUAUUAGUCUACUAUGUAUUACACAGUAUCACAAAAUUCUGUGCUGGACUCACUUUGUGCAUAACAAAUGGCAUUUAUUUAUUUUUUUUAUUUACAUUACAGUCAUUGUACCUCCCUACAGCCAAUGUAUAGGCUUGUCUUUAAUAUAAUGAAAACUAUACAAAUGAAUCAAUCAUUAUUACUAUGUUUAGCAAAGACUGUUUUGAUUCGAUGGCUUGUAAAAUGUACCUCACAUUUAAUCAGACAUGUACUCUUUGUAUAAUUGAGCUGUCUAUUGUUGAUCUAGUUGGAUAAUUAAUUUCAGUUUUGGUUUUAUUAUCUGAGUGUUCAAACACAAUUUUCUUGAAUCUUGGUGAAACAUCUCAUUUUGAGCUAGCUGUGAGGUCACAUUGUGAUUACAUUCAGGAAAUCUUACUUUUUUUUUUUUUUCUUUCAUUGUGGUAAUGAAUUUUAUAUGUCCUCUCUUAAAAUAUAAUCAAUUGGUUUUCUGAUAAUGUAUAGUCAGUAAAGUCCUUGGCUUCCUUUCUAAAGCGGUCUUGAAUCUCUAUGGAGGCUGGAAUUUUGUAACUCGCGACCACAGAAUUGUAAUGAAUACGUGAUAUUGGUUUGGGAAAGUAGAAUUGGUUGGCCGCUUCUAACUAAAGCUAUAAUUGAGUGUAGCCUCUCUGUUCAUAUCCUAACUUUUCUUCUCAGCAGUUUCAAUAUUUUAGUGAUUAGCCUCAAGAUCUUCCCAAUGACAAAUAUUUCAGUGCUAUCAAAGAAAAUACAUUUCAAGUCUGUGAUAACAAAAUGUGAGGUCUGCAAUCAACUACUGCAAUCAACUACUCAGCAUAGCCCAUGUAUCGGAAACCUUUCAUAGCAUAGCCUGCACAUCACAUUAGAAGUUUCUCAAUGUCAUUUUUAGUGAUAAAACUUGGUAAUAUUGAGAUAUGAGAUAUAUUUUUAUUGUGAUUUCAUAUUUAUUUGUUGACCGAACCUCAUUACCAUCAGCACCCCCCCCCCCCUGCCCCAAGCACCCUUUUCCUUUUUUUUUUUAAAUUUUGUUUCAAAGCCUUUUUUUUUCAAUUAUUGAAUUUUAUACUGAACAAUUUAAGGUGGUGCGCUUUAUGGAAAAAUUACAGUAAAAUAAUAGGAUUCUUUUUGUUAAAUUAAUAUACUUUAUAAUAAAUAUGUAUUUGUAUAUUAUGUUUUCGGACCAAUUAUUUUUUUUCUACUAACUAUUAUUGAAUAUUGUGUUUAUUGACUAGUCUUUAAACAUAUUGUUUUUUCUAUGUCUAAUUAAAUAAUUAAAUGACUAAUUGAAUAAGAACUAUGUCACUUGGGAUUGCAAUAUUUUCUAACAUUUGUUGAACUUUCAAUCAGCCAUUGCUUCAGAGUGUGUUAGUUUUUCUUAGAAUUGUGAAGCAUGCUGUUUUGUUACGAAGUAUAUAAUCCAUGCCCUGAAGUAUUACAUUAGGAAACAAAGACUUGUUGCAUUGUUGUGUAUCAGAUUUUUGUUUUUAUAGAGCUGGACUUUUCUUUCUUUUUGGGUGACAAAUAAAUACAGUAUUGUUUA
Molecule: messenger RNA, 7095 nt
Organism: Biomphalaria glabrata
Lineage: Eukaryota; Metazoa; Mollusca; Gastropoda; Planorbidae
Product: glycogen debranching enzyme-like
Exons: 31
Coding region: 176-4828 (1550 amino acids)
Biological process (GO): glycogen catabolic process; glycogen biosynthetic process
Molecular function (GO): 4-alpha-glucanotransferase activity; amylo-alpha-1,6-glucosidase activity
Source: RefSeq, a predicted model, not a curated record